This is a messenger RNA of Pseudogymnoascus verrucosus, 2307 nucleotides long. RefSeq lists its product as uncharacterized. Gene Ontology annotation, cellular component: cytoplasm. NCBI's taxonomy places the organism in Eukaryota, Fungi, Ascomycota, Leotiomycetes, Thelebolales, Thelebolaceae. Gene Ontology annotation, molecular function: iron ion binding; L-ascorbic acid binding; peptidyl-proline dioxygenase activity. Gene Ontology annotation, biological process: peptidyl-proline hydroxylation; regulation of translational termination. The transcript has 2 exons. The record is from RefSeq and is a predicted model, not a curated record. The coding region runs from base 271 to 2307 and encodes 678 amino acids.
ACUUCCUCUCGUCGUACCUGUGGCCAUUCCUUCUUUAUCUCCCCGCGCUUUCCUAUCUUGGUAUUGGGUUGGUUGGUAGUUGGGGCGGCUUUGCGGGGUUAACCGUAAAGCUCCCAAAUCCCUGGUUAGCGUGUGGUGACGCUAGUCCACAUAUAAUUUUAGUAGAAAGGCGGUGUAGCGGCAGAAAGCCUUAAAACUUUCCCCCAGCGACGACAGCUCUCGACCUUGAUACUGCAAUUAACUCGCAUAUCCCAGCUCAAUAUCACAGCAAUGAAGCGGAAAUCUGAAGCAAUCGAGGGUGCCAAGAAUGGCAUCCUCAAGUCAGCCAAGCAGAAGAGGGCUAAAGAGUCCAAACCCGUAGACAUCACCGGCUGCUUCCGCGACGGCCUCUUCGACACCAAAAACCUCAAGACCUACACCAAAGACUACGCCACCUCCACCCCCUACAAACACGCCGUCAUCCACGACCUAAUGAACGACUCCCUCCUCCGCGCCGUCCGCACCGAAGUCCGCGAAAACGUCCACUUCACCCCCAAGGAAACAGACAUCUACAAGAUCCACCAAUCCGGCGACCUCGCCAACCUCGACGGCCUCGACGAUGCCGCCCUCGAGCGCCUCCCCUCCCUCCUCAAGCUGCGCGAUGCCCUCUACUCCCCCGCCUUCCGCAAGUACGCCGAGGCUAUCACGGGUGCGGGCGCGCUGAGCGGGAAGAAGACCGAUAUGGCGAUUAACGUGUACACACCCGGCUGCCACCUCCUCUGCCACGACGACGUCAUCGGAAGUCGCAGAAUCAGUUACAUCCUCUACCUCCCCGACCCAGACAUCCCAUGGAAGGAAGAAUGGGGCGGCGCCCUGCGUCUCUACCCCACCACCAAGCUCCCCGGGGGCGACGGCGGGGUAACAACAGUCCCCAGCGCGGACUUUGCUAAAUCAAUCCCCCCAGCCUGGAACCAACUCAGCUUCUUCGCCGUGCAGCCCGGCCUCAGCUUCCACGAUGUGGAGGAGGUGUACCACGCCCCCACCCCCGCGCAGCAGGAGAAAGAAGGCGGGAGAGUCCGCAUGGCUAUCAGCGGGUGGUUCCACAUCCCGCAAGAAGGCGAGGAGGGUUACAUCCCCGGCGCCGAGGAGAAACUCGCCCUGAAGAGCAGUCUAGUCCAACUACAGGGUAAAGCGGAUGAAUACGAUUUCCCCAAAGAAACAGCCACCCCCGUCCCCGCUGCUGAAACCACCGCCGCCGCCCCCGACGACUCGGAAGACGAAGAGGAGAGUCUCGAAGCAGAAGACAUAGACUUCCUCCUCAAAUAUCUCACCCCCACCUACCUAACCCCCGACACAAUCGAGCAAGUCAACGCCCACUUCCAGGAAAACUCCGCCGUGAGCAUCGACCACAUCCUGUCCGCGAAAUUCUCCGCCCGUCUGCGCGCACACAUCGAAGCCGCGGAAGCCACUCCCCUCCCCUCCACAGCCGCAGAGAUCGAAGCCUCCUCCCCCUGGCGCGUUGCGAAACCACCGCAUAAACACCGUUUUCUCUACCUCGAACCCUCCACCUCGGGAGACGAAAAAAACCCCGUCCAAGAGUUGGUAGAUGACCUCCUCCCAAGCAAGGAAUUCAGAAAAUGGCUCGCUAUAGCUACGGGAUGCGAUAUUGAGAAUUUCAACGUCCUCGGUCGCCGAUUCAGGAGGGGAGCAGAUUAUGCGCUUGCGACGAGCCAUGAGGGGGAGUCGAGGCUGGAGGUUUGUCUUGGGUUUACCCCGACUAAGGGGUGGGGCGUUGAUGAUGACGAGGAGGAAGAAGGUGAAGAGGAGGAAGAAGGUGAAGAGGAGGAAGAGGAGGCACCGAAGUCUAAGAAGGGUAAGAAAGCCGCCAAAGCCGCUGCUGCCGCCGCAAAGGCCAAAGCUGCUGCCACCAAAGCUGCAGCUGCCGCCAAAGCCGCCGCAGCAGAAGAAGAAGACGACGUAGGCGGCCACGAAGUCUACAUGGCCGCCGACGACGAGGACGCCUCGGCAGACGCAGCGAUCUACAAAGCCGCUACGGGGGAUGAAGAGGAUAACGUCCUCUUCACCGUCCCGGCGGCGUGGAAUAAAAUGAGUAUUGUGUUGAGGGAUGAGGGGGUGCUGAGGUUUGUCAAGUAUGUUAGUCGGAAUGCGCAAGGGGAUAGAUGGGAUGUUGUGGGGCUUUUUGGGGUGGGUGGGGAUGAGGGGGAGGAGGAUGGGGAGGAUGAGGAGGAGGAUGGGGAUGAGGGGGAGGAUGAAGAUAGGGAGGAGGAGGAGGGAAGUGAGGAGGAGUUUGAGGGGUUCUCGGAUUAG